GGGUGAGACGGCCGAACGGGAAAUAUCGGACCGAAGCCUCAGCUUAUCAGAUAAACUGGAGGUGGACCCUGGACCUGUCACCAGGAGCUUUCCAUCGACUCGUGCAUCAUCAACAGCUAUCCAAUAGACUCCGUAGCUCCACUAUUCCCUCGGCCGGUCAUAAUACAUUGCCGCCGCAAUCGCUCAACUCUCCCGUCCUGCAUCCCACAUCCCUUCCACGGGCUUCGUGCAAUGCCCAGAUAACAUCCACAUCACCAGCCUUGCCACGCCACACACCCUACCGACAUACCAGAGGUAUCGCAUUAUGGGUACAGGACUACAAGAUCUUCCUCCCGAGUUGGUCUACCAGAUCGUCGAACACAUAGACAAGAGGCAUGCCUUGUUGACUAUCAGCAGGCAAACCUGCUACAUGGCCAGCGAAUCCAUCUACAACUCUUUGUCCAGCGGCGAGGAAGAACGUCACUCGAUUGACGGCUACACGCCUCCCCUUGCCAAGGUCGUCGAAGGGCUGCAGUAUGCGGAGCCAUUCGCAGAAAGGCCGUUCGGACGCGAGCUGAAGCUGGCAUUCCUGGCGAAUACCAAAGUCUUGCAGCAUUCUUUCGGCACCUACAUCUGUUUCCGAGAGUCUUCUUCCGAUGAAAAGACCCUCCUUCGGAUUACCUCCAUCUUUCAGCACCUCGCCUCCCAGUCCAUCGUCGUCUUUCCCUCGCUCACCGAGAUGCACCUGCACUGUACAGGCUGGUCGUCCAUCACCCCACCCAACCGCGCCUGCGCCUUUUCUCUCGCCAGGGUCUCAAAGCCGAGGGAUGUGGCGUACUGGCCAUUCAUCUUUGGGCUGGACGAGCUGCCCCCGUUGCCUGGGACUGCUAUACGGGCAAAGGGGCAGACGGAGGGAAAGCCGGGCGAGUACAAGGCGCUCGAGUUUGCGGCGGGGCACGUGCCCACAAAAGUCAUCCACGUACCGUACAAAGUCCCCUGCAUUCCCAGUGUCUGCUACGGCACCCUCAAUGUGGUAUCGUACAGUCAACUAUGGUCCCACCCCGCGUGGUCUGUGAGCGAAACGGUAGACUACCUCCUGUCGAUCUUGCGGUACGCCCAUCCAGAGGUGUUUGACCCAGACAAUGAAGUGGUCAGAGAUAUGCCGGCAAAGGACCGGGAAAAGAGAGAAAAGACCACUUGGGCGUUCCUGUGGGUGGGGAGGUUUACAAAGAAGGAAGGCAAGACAUACGGGACAAUGAUGAAGAUGGUGGAAUGUGGAUUGUAUGAAGCUGUGGCGUGUAUGAAGGGACGAAUCAAGUUUUCGGUUGGUGAAGUGGGCAAGUAAUUGUAUUUUGAAUUGUUGUUAAUGGUCAGCAUGUAUCACCUCUACUCUGUCG
Messenger RNA from Cryptococcus amylolentus CBS 6039, 1376 nucleotides. RefSeq lists its product as hypothetical. NCBI's taxonomy places the organism in Eukaryota, Fungi, Basidiomycota, Tremellomycetes, Tremellales, Cryptococcaceae. The coding region runs from base 305 to 1324 and encodes 339 amino acids. The transcript has 3 exons. The record is from RefSeq and is a predicted model, not a curated record.